AUGAGCAGCAGCCUUACGGCCAGCGCCGGCCCCGGGCUGCUCUGCAGCGUUUCCGCAGUGAACGCUCCACUCCGAAUGCCGGUUGGCUCCCUGCCAGCCAAUCAGCGGGGAACCCCGGGCCCGUCAGCCAAUGGCCGCCCGCCUCCCCGCGCCGGGCCGCGACGGUUGGCGCUGAGCUCCCGCAGCCCGCGGGAGGCGGGGGCGGAUUGGCGCAGGCGGCGUCCAAUGGGCGGCGAGCGCCGGCGUGACGACGCCCGCUGCGUGCGGCUGAGCGCCGAGCCCCGGGCGCUGCUGGCCGACGUGGACACGCUGCUGUUCGACUGCGACGGCGUGUUGUGGCGCGGCGAGACGGCCGUGCCGGGCGCGCCCGAGGCCCUGUCGGCACUGCGGGCCCGCGGCAAGCGCCUGGGCUUCAUCACCAACAACAGCAGCAAGACCCGCGAGGCCUACGCCGAGAAGCUGCGGCGCCUGGGCUUCGGCGGCCCGGCGGGGCCCGGCGCCGGCCUCGAGGUCUUCGGCACGGCCUACUGCACCGCGCUCUACCUGCGCCAGCGCCUGGCGGGCGCGCCGGCCCCCAAGGCCUACGUGCUGGGCAGCGAAGCCCUGGCCGCCGAGCUGGGGGCCGUGGGCGUCGCCUGCGUGGGCGUGGGGCCCGAGCCGCUGCAGGGCGACGGCCCCGGCGCCUGGCUGGACGCGCCGCUGGAUCCCGACGUGCGCGCCGUCGUGGUGGGCUUCGACCCGCACUUCAGCUACAUGAAGCUCACCAAGGCGGUGCGCUACCUGCAGCAGCCCGGCUGCCUGCUCGUGGGCACCAACAUGGACAACCGGCUCCCGCUGGAGAACGGCCGCUUCAUCGCGGGUACCGGCUGCCUGGUCCGAGCCGUGGAGAUGGCCGCCCAGCGCCAGGCCGACAUCAUCGGGAAGCCGAGCCGCUUCAUCUUCGACUGCGUGUCCCAGGAGUACGGCAUCAACCCGGAGCGCACCGUCAUGGUGGGAGACCGCCUGGACACGGACAUCCUCCUGGGCGUCACCUGUGGCCUGAAGACCAUCCUGACCCUCACCGGAGUUUCCACUCUAGGGGAUGUGAAGAGUAAUCAGGAAAGUGACUGUAUGUCUAAGAAGAAAAUGGUCCCUGACUUCUAUGUUGACAGCAUAGCUGACCUUUUGCCUGCCCUUCAAGGUUAAAGAUUUAGUGUCUUUAAUCUCCAGAAUAAAACGAAUUGAAAACCA
Mustela erminea (ermine) is the source of this 1230-nucleotide messenger RNA. It is a transcript of the gene PGP, whose product is annotated as phosphoglycolate phosphatase. Gene Ontology annotation, cellular component: cytoplasm. Gene Ontology annotation, molecular function: sn-glycerol 3-phosphatase activity. NCBI's taxonomy places the organism in Eukaryota, Metazoa, Chordata, Mammalia, Carnivora, Mustelidae. The record is from RefSeq and is a predicted model, not a curated record.